AUGCUUCUUCCGCGAGCAGACCAAAUGGUGCUGACUGAGAUUGGAGCCGAUCAACUAGGCAGUGAAAUGAUGUAUCUAAGGCUGGGAGGAGUCGACUGGAUCUUCCUGAACUCGUCGAGGGUGGUGGAAGACCUCCUGGAAAAGCGUUCCUCGAUCUACUCCAGCAGGCCGGCGUUCGUCAUGGUUGGGGAGAUCAUCUCGCGGAUGAAGAGGCUCGUUCUCCAGCCCUACGGGCCCCAAUGGAAAGAACUGAGGAGAGUGAUGCAUAUCCUUCUCACUGGCAGCUCUGCAGACUCAUAUCGGCCCCUGGAGGAUCUGGAGUCAAAGGAAGCUAUGUGGGAAAUGCUGCAUGAGCCGGAGAAGUGGUAUCUCCAUACCAUCCGGUUUGCCGCGUCUUUCACCAUCGGUAUGAUCUACGGUAUCCGUCAGAAAGGACACUCGGAGCUUUUCCAGAAGGUUUCCGACGCUCAAGACGAGUUCCUGAGAAACAACGUACCAGGCACAUGGCUUGUUGACGACUACCCCCAACUGCAGAAACUCCCAGGAUUCCUCCAAUGGUGGCGUCCAUACGGAGACAAGGUCUACCGGACCACUCGAGACGCGUUCAAAGGCUACUACGAGCUUAUGGUAGAGAAUACCGAGAAGGGCAUCCAGAAGGACUGUUUCGCGACAAAAUUCUACAAGGAAACCGACUCAAAGAAGGGCGGCGGCUUCGACUUUGACCAGAAGCUCUUCACCACGGGCGGCCUCAUCGAAGCCGGGAGCGACACUACCAAGAACCAGCUCAAUAUGCUUGUUGCAGCCAUGGCGGCCGACCCGAAUACAUGGAUUGCAAAGGCUCGAGCCGAACUCGACAGCGUCUGCGGCGCCAACGCAGAACGCCUACCGACGUUCGACGACUGGGACGACUUGCCUUACAUCCAAGCCAUCAUGAAGGAGACCUUGCGGUGGCGACCCAACGUCAAUCCGACCGGUUUCCCGCACGCCCUGAUCAGAGACGACGAAUACGAAGGCUAUCGAUUCCCCGCCGGUACCGUAGUCACCAUCAACAACUGGGCCAUCAGCUUGAAUCCAAACGAGUAUGAUAACCCGACUGAAUUCAACCCGGACCGUUUCAUGAACGAGGAUCUAUGGAAUCCGACAAAGGGACACUAUGGCUAUGGUGCGGGCCGGAGGACAUGUGCGGGCUUCAAGGUCGCUCAAAACUCCAUGUUCAUCUUCUUCAGUCGCUUUAUCUACUGCUUCGAUGUCUACGAGGAUCCGAACAAUCCUAUCGACACGUUCCACAUCCCUCUGACUCCACCGCCUGGCAAGGCCAACGACCCACCCUUUCCCGCCAGAGUCAAGGUCCGCAGCGAAGCACAUAGAGCAUUGAUACUGCGGGAAUGUGAAAGUGCGACCAAGCAGUAUGACUGA
This is a messenger RNA of Exophiala xenobiotica, 1416 nucleotides long. RefSeq lists its product as uncharacterized. Gene Ontology annotation, molecular function: heme binding; iron ion binding; oxidoreductase activity, acting on paired donors, with incorporation or reduction of molecular oxygen. The coding region runs from base 1 to 1416 and encodes 471 amino acids. The transcript is spliced from 3 exons. Lineage: Eukaryota; Fungi; Ascomycota; Eurotiomycetes; Chaetothyriales; Herpotrichiellaceae. The record is from RefSeq and is a predicted model, not a curated record.